AUGUAAUAUGGUAGAAAAGGAGAGGAUUUAACAAGAUCUAGAAUUGAAAUUCUUGAAGACUUGACGAGAGAGUCUGUCGAAUCUUUAGAUAGUUUAUUGCCUUAAUUUCAUUGUGACAACAUACAACAAUUAGAAAUAGAGAGGAGAGUAGUUGCUUAUUUAAGAGCAUUGGGAAUUAAAUUUAAGACUGAUCCUACUUAAAAAGAAUAAGAGUUUUAGUAUGAAGUUUAUUAAUUUAGUGAAUACCCAAAAAAAGAUGGCAUAAUAUUUUAAUAAGUGAUAGGUGAAUCCCCAAUGAUUAAGAAUAUUUAAAUCAUAAAUUUUGGAACAGAUCAAAGUAAAACAAAAAGUGAUUCUGAAAAAUUCUUAAGUCCGUUUCUUCUAGGGAAAUAACGAUCGUUUGAAAUGUGA
This is a messenger RNA of Paramecium primaurelia, 411 nucleotides long. The record is from the annotation of a GenBank genome assembly. Lineage: Eukaryota; Ciliophora; Oligohymenophorea; Peniculida; Parameciidae.